UCUACCUCAGUUCUGUGAAGUGAUCCACUGUUUGAUACCAGGCUGCUUUUUGGCAUCAAGUGUUUGUCAUGUUCUGACCAUAAAGAAAAGUUUAAAAGCACAAUUAAUCAUCUUGUUUUCUUCAGAAGCAAAAAUACACAGGCGCACCGCUGAAGAGAGGUAAAUAUGGAGGAAAACAAAUCACGGUGAAAGACCCACUUUAGAAAGUUUUUUUAACCUGUAGUUAUAGAUAAUUUGGACCUGCACAAAUGAGAGGAGGACGUGAUGUAGGCUACAGUUUGAACUAAACAGAACGAUCAGAUCUUCCUCCAACCACUUUAACUUGCGUCUCCUAAUCUUGCAGCCACGACUGACGAGCCGCGGGACUUUUAAAUUAAAUGAAUCCUCCAUGGAAUAUAGUUUAGAGUUUGCUUCUGUUUUACAAUCUAUGUUUGUUUUUCUAUACUGUAUAUUUUCUGCUAUGUAGCAGAAAGGAGUUACAAACCACAUUUUAUUUUACAACCCUGUUCUAAUGUGACCGUUAAACCUACCUUGUACCUUGUAUCAUUUCCGAUUGCAUCUGGAGGCUGAACGGAGGAUGACGAGACAGGAAGACUUCCUAGUACAAGAAAACAAUUUCAGAAGGAAUGCUUGGUUGAUUAUCGAUUACAUGGUGAAUCGGAGUCCAGAACCUUCAGCGUUAGUGGAUGAGAUUCUUCACAGCAUCUUCUUCUUGGGAAACAUCAAGGCUCCACCAUCAUUUUCACCUACAGAAAUUGUGACCGAUCAAGACAUGCUCAAUGCCUUGAGGCACCGCUACCCUCAGCCUUUUGAACGCUAUUCCUCUCAAGUCCCCAGGCGAUGUCCAAUGUCAUGUGUGCUCGACAUGACUGUAGCUCUGAACAGACAAGAGAAUGAAAGAGCAAUAAUUGAUAGUGUGCUUAAUCUCACCGGUCAACUGAGGGGUAGCUCAAAGCAUCUGGUCUCCUCCACCAUCUGUGUCUCCCAGAAUACUUCAGACAGGUACUAUGGAGUCUCCAUGUCCACUUCUGGCCCUCUUCCCGGGAAAAUCAUGAUUGCAGCGUCCUGUCUUAGCACCUGGGACAGUAACGUAGCUGGUGCAGUGAUGACUUACUAUCCAAAUAAUGAAAUGAAUACAAACUUUGAUGGAACCAUCAGACUUCCAGAGCAAAUCAGGUGCCAGGCGUUUAGCUUAAAACCGCGUGAAAACCCGUUCAUGCCUUCUUGCAGAUCAUGUCAGGAUUUGUUUGGUUUGACAGCAAAUAACAAUAUAAACUUUCCCUAUGGAAACUGUGCUGAAGUUGAAAGUUUGAGCAACUUGCUUAAAAAUGAGAGUGAGACAGUGAGAGUGGAGCAUGCUGAAACAUGGACAGAUGAGAACAGGGAGCAGGUUGAACUUAGCGUCAGGGAAAUGCUUACAAAUUUUCUGACAGACCGUGGCUUUACAUGGGAUAACAAUUUCUACACCCCAGAUGUUUGAUCUUCAGGGAGGUCUUAUGGUCCAUUAUUAUAAAGUGACCAGAUCGAUGGUGCUGGUUUUGAUCAGUAAAAACUUCUCUGUAACCCUCUAGGCAGUUAACGCUGCAUCUGUUUUUUGUGGAUCUGAAUUUCAUGUCAUAUACAAAUUGUUAAUGCUCCAGCUACUCGCUCCUGUAACAAUAAAGAAAGGAAUACAUGGCAAAACAUUGUAAGCCAGAUGUCUGUUAACUGUUUGAAUUAAGCAUGCAGAAGAUGCAAAUGUUGAUGUAUUGAUCAUGUUAUUAACAAUAAAUAAUGGUGGUGUAAACUGUA
Molecule: messenger RNA, 1791 nt
Organism: Micropterus salmoides (largemouth bass)
Lineage: Eukaryota; Metazoa; Chordata; Actinopteri; Centrarchiformes; Centrarchidae
Exons: 4
Coding region: 578-1480 (300 amino acids)
Source: RefSeq, a predicted model, not a curated record